GGAGAUGGAUGCGAAAACAUUCGAGAAGAGACACUGUGCGUAAACAGUCGUGACGGCAUGGCCCACGACUUGUUCGGCAACGUCAGAUUAGGCAAGCCUUGUGCUUGGCACAAGGCAGGCGUGUGCGCGCGCGUCGACGAUUGGACUCGCCAGCAAGAAAGUCCAAGUGAUUUCACGGUGGCCAAAUGCAAGGAGGGAGCCAGUAUUGACGACACGAUUGCUGUGGUGAAGCCUCCUGCGGCUUCCCAGGGCCAAUUCAGCUCGGACACCAGGGCCCACAUGCCGUGGAGCAAGGCUGACCUGAUGCCGAUGGAUGGUGGUUCAGAUCGAGCUUGCCGUGGAGUGAUGCAGACCCAAACAGGGCAUGUUGCGCGGCUGUACAACAUUUGGACUGCAUCGAACAUUAAUGACUGCAAGGCUCUUUGCACCGGUUCCUGCAAAGGGGUCGAGUUUCAAGCGGAAAACCAGUACUGCGAGGUUUGGUACGGAGAUGUUCUAUUCUCGACAGAGAAUCCGGGUUUUGAAUGCUAUGUUCGUAAGGAUCAGGACCAAGCCGCCAAGUUGGCGCUGGUCAAGCCAAAGGACCAAAGCUGCCUUCGCGCGGAGCCCGAAGGCUGCGCUGCCUUGAAGGAUCGUUUCAGCUGUCUCAGCAGCAAAGAUGGCAGCGGGAAAGAGGACGUCUAUGGUCUGCAGGUGCACGAUGAGCCGUGUGUCUGGUGUGGCGGCGGGCUGUGCCACACUGGCGGCUUGUCCAUGUGCGAGCCCUUUGACUACUUGCUUCGCGGGGCGGGCAAGGAUCAUGCCUUCGGAAGCUUCACGGCAUCCGGCAUCUUCGAAACCCCGUCGUGCGAGGAAGGGCAGGCCUCUGUCUUUGCCCAGAGCGACACAUGGUGGCAGCCAGACCGGCCACUCGAGGCAGAGAUCCAAGAGCUGGCGCCGGUGACGGGAGGCUGUCAGUCUGUCCAGGACAUGGCGACAUGCCUGAGCAGCAAAGACGCAAGCCCCAAUGCCACUUGGGGAUACACUCCGUACAAGGUGCAAGGCGAAGCCUGCGUUUGGUGUGGCGGAGUGCCCUGUACGGAUGCCAGCGCAUCGCUGUGCAUGCCCUUCGAUCUUGUCAUGAACGGACAGGGCCCUCACCACGACACCUUCUACGCAAAGCACUCGUUUAAGGUGGCUGCGAUCAAGGAGUCUCAGGUUGUUGUGGGUGCCGACGUGGAUGUGCAGUGCCUUUCACCGGACAACGAUGGAUGCAAUACGCUUACCGAUGCUUUCAAGUGCCUGGCCAGCGUUGACGGCCGCCCCAACGAGACAAUUUUCGGUCGCAAGGUAAAAGGUCAACCGUGCGUCUGGUGCAACGGCAGGAACUGCAACAGCGAGGGUGGGCUUUGCGAAGCAUAUGAUCUGCAGAUGAACGGUGAGAGCUAUGUCUUUGCGACCAGCUUCGACAAGAACCCCAUGGUGGCUCAAUGCGAGGGCGGCAUGGUCAAAGCACAUCCUCACGUGCAUUCGGCUGUUUUGGCACUUCCCGAGCCCAAGAUGGAGGAGUUGGGCUGCCUGAAUGUCGAGCCCGCGGGAUGCAUGGCCAUUACCGACAAGAUUCAUUGCCUUAGCAGUGUCGAUGGCUCUGUCGGUGCCUCCUAUGGUGGCCUUCGCAUCCGCGGGCAGCCGUGCGUGUGGUGUGGUGGCACGUCUUGCACAAACGGUGGAAGCUUCAAGUGUGCUCCAUACGAGUAUCUCGCCAAAGGCGCUACCAAGGUGUUUCCCCAUGUGACCGCAGUAUCUGCAACUGUGGCCCAGUGCCAUGCCACAAGCCGCUCCUUCCCAGAAGAAGAGACUGCCUGCCUCAAGAUUGCGGAGACGGGCUGCAAUGAGAUCCAUGACAUGGCAACCUGUGUGAGCAGCAAAGAAGGCCGUCCGUACGAGUACAUCGCAGGCUUCAAGGUCAAAGGGGAGCCUUGCGUGUGGUGCGGUGGCGGGCAGUGCAACUCCGGAUCGAUCACCUCCUGCGAGCCGUACGACUGGGCGGUCAAUGGGGCAGGCCACGUCUUCGCAACCCAGAUGAGCACCAGCCUGUACUCCAGGGCGGCCUGUGACAAGGACGGGCAGCCGGGCCCGGUGCAGUUGCCGAGCCAGAUGGAGGUGCAUGGCUUCCACCAAUCCGUGCAGUGCGGACAUCCCAACCCAGUCUGGAUGAAAGUGGGCAAGACUUGCGGCUUCUGCAAGGUGUUGGUUCCUUCGAUCAAGGAGCAGUUUGCCACCUGUGCAGACUACUGCGCCUCCCAAGGUGGGUUGCAGUGCAAGUCGGCUGCUUUCGGUUCUCUGGAUAGCUGCGAUGUGAAGCAAGCUGCCACCUGCGACACGAACUUCGAGGUCUACGGCCACGCGAUCUGCGAGUGCCAGCCACCGGAGAGCCCCUUCAAGGCAGCCAACGAGGCGUUCGCCGGUUCGCUGUCCGCACCGAAGGCUGAUGACAUGAAAUGCCUCAACAGUGUGGAGACAGGCUGCGGCUCAAUCAAGGACAAGCUGAUUUGCCUCAGCAGCAUGGACGGAAGCCCGAAUGCAACUUACCGCUCGACGAAGAUUGCCGGGCAGCCGUGUGCCUGGUGUGGUGGAGUGGCCUGCACAUCGCACGAUCCUAGCGUGAUGUGUGUGGCUUUGGACUUCCUUGUCAACGGCCAGGGCCCUGCGUAUGCCACCCGCCACAUCGCUGCACCCUCCGUUGAUGUAGCGGGCUGCGACAAGGCAAAAACUGCGAGAAACUUCGGCGAUGUUACGUGCCUCAAGCGCGUAGAAGACGGAUGCAACACCCUCAAGGACAGAAACACUUGCUUGCAAAGCGUCGACGGCCGUCCCUUCGCUCAAGUUGCGGGACUCAAGGUGGAGGGCCAGCCGUGUGUGUGGUGCGGGGGAUUGCCUUGCACCUCCAACAACGGAAACCUCUGCGAACCCUACGAGUUUGCGACCCACGGCGAAGGACAUGCCUAUGACUUCAACAAUGAUAACAACUACUACUCCGCGGCUUGCGAGGGUGGAGAGCCUGUUCAGCACACCAUGAGCAGCGCCGUUGCCAUGGCCGGAGUCACUGCUGCCGUGGACUGCGGGAUGCCUUUCCCGCUCUGGCGCGGAGUCAGCAAGACCUGCGGCUUUUGCCAGGUCCUGGUCGCCAUGGAGGCUGCCAAGUCCUACCUCAACUGCGAGUCCUACUGCCAGGCACAAGGAGAGCUUCAGAGCUUCGCGCCGGCGAUGAGCUGCACUGCAGAGUUCCCGAAGGACAUCUCCCCGAUCUGCGAAUGCGCUGCGCCCAGCGUCAAGGAGAACGAUGUGAACAUCAAAUUUGUGGAGACGGUUGCCCGUCCGGCUGAGGAGAAGGGUUGCAGCGCUUUGCACAGCAGGGACGCUUGCCUGAGUAGCAAGGACGCGAGUGCGGAGAGCUAUCGUGGCUUGAAAAUGGCGGGUGAGCCGUGUGUGUGGUGCGGCGGCGCGCCUUGCACAAGUCACAGCGAAGCAAAGUGUGCCCCUUACGACUUCCUCGCGGGCGGUCAAGGACUGGCCUUCCAAACCCGCCAGGCUGCUUCUGUGAUGGAUGUGGCCCACUGCAAGGAAGCCAGCCGCACCUGGGAAAACGUCGGCUGCCUCGCUCGGGCAACAGAUGGCUGCCACAGUCUCACGGAGAAGGAUGCUUGCCUGUCACACGUUGAUGGCCGCCCUUAUGCGCAGAUCGCUGGCCUCAAGGUCGAGGGGCAGCCAUGCGUCUGGUGUGGCGGAACGGCCUGCCAUGAGAAGGGGACCAUGUGCGAGCCGUACGAGUACGCGAUGCAGGGAGACGGUCAUGCCUUCGACGCGUCAGCUGCAAAGAGCACUUUCUUCACUGCUGCUUGCGAGGAUGGCAAGCCCGUGGAACACAGGGUCUCGUCUGCCCUGGUGGAAGCCGGCUUGCCGCUUCAGGUGGAUUGCGGAGUUCCGAACCCGACUUGGGACAAGGUCGGCAAGACGUGCGGAUUCUGCAAGGUCCAGGUGGCGAAGGAGGCUGCUUCCACCUUCAAGACCUGCGACGCCUACUGCAAGGGGCAGGGCAACCUCACUUGUGCUGGGGCAUGGUCGGCACACCCAUACAGCUGCGACGUUGCGUCCACCAAAAGCUGCGCUGCAGUGUUUACGGAUGAUCAGUGGCCACUGUGCCAGUGCAACGCUCCAGCUGCCACGGUGGCUGCCUCGUCAGCGGCAUUCGACUUGCCGCGCCCGGCAGAGGCUGAGCUCGCAUGCCUGUACACGGCGGAGCAGGGCUGCAGUGCUUUGGACAACGAGCUGGACUGCCUCGGUAACAAGGACGGCAGCUCCGUGACCGACAUCAAGGGCCUGAAGGUUCAGGGAGAGCCUUGCGUGUGGUGCGCAGGAGGGCCCUGCACGGACUACAGCGCCUCCAAAUGCGUUACCUACGACUUCUUGGCGCGGGGCCAGGGCCUGGCUGCCUUCACGGCACGGGUCGGCUUGCGAACUUACGAGCAACACCGGGGCAAGACGCAGAAGACGUUCCCUGAGCAGAAAGCAUGCCUGGCCAGCUACGAUGGCCGUCCAUACACGCAGAUCCGAGGCUUCAAGGUUGAGGGCCAGCCGUGCAUUUGGUGUGGUGGUGUGCCUUGCACCAGUGGCGGCAACCUUUGCGAGCCUUAUGAGUUCGGGAAGUACAGCGCGGAGAGUGCUGUCUGGUACACUGCUACCUGCGAGGCACUGGCCGCAACUCACUGUUGCGAGAAGUUUGCUAAGACUAAAGUCGGAUGGCAGAAUGGUGAGCCGGUCGAGCAUGAGAUUCCAAGCAAUUUCGCCAACUAUGGACAGACGAUUCAUGUCAGCGCCCCGGUCCGUGGAUGUCCUGUGCGCCAAUCUGAGCGAAAUGCGCUAUCCGUGGAGGUGAACUGCGGAGCGCCAGAGCCUGUGUGGUACAAAGUUGGUCUGUGCCUCGAAAGUCUUGCAAGAUUCGGCUUAGCUCCGCUCACGGACUCGCUUCACGGCGUCUUGCAGCCUUGGCGUCACUUCGACCAAGGCAACCUGACCUGCAAAGCAGCAUUCAAGGGUGCCAAGCACAGCUGCGACGAGCAGCAGAGGGCUCAGAGUGCACGCAUUCCAUCUGCUUACUCCUUCAGAUCCCGGAGCUUGCGUGUCCGCGGGGGGAAAGCAGGCAGUGACCGUUCAGCCAAGACCAUCGGAGGCACGGUAGCUUUGUUGACCUGGGAGGUGCAAUUUCAGAUCGGCAGCAAGGAUGCCAGCGACAAGGUUGCUGUGGCUGGCCUCAAGAUCCAGGGGGAGCCGUGCGUGUGGUGCGCCGACGGGCCCUGCACUAGCAACUCUGCCUCUCAAUGCGCCCCCUACGACUGGUUCGUGCGAGGUGAGGGUGUGGCCUUUACCACAAACUUGGCCACUGCCAACUUCAUUGUGGCUGAUUGCAAGGCGGACUCGGAUGCUGCGAUGGACAAUUCCAACGUUCAGUGUUUGGCCAAACAUACCAGCGGAUGCAACAGCAUCCAGGAUGAGCAGACGUGCCUCAGCAGCCUGGAUGGUCGACCGUACGAGUUCGUUGCCGGCUACAAGGCAGCUGGACAGCCUUGUGUGUGGUGUGGUGGUGGGGCAUGCACCUCGCAGAACGACAACAAAUGCGAGCCUUACGAUUACGUCGUCAAUGGUGCAGGCCAUGCCUUCCAGACAUUCCAUGCCACGGGGCUGUGGAAGAUGGCAGCCUGCGAGGGCGGUCGCGUGGUCGCGCAUGCUCUUCCUAGCUCCUUCACUCACGGCACCAACCUGCAGGUGCAAUGUGGCUAUGGGCCGUUGGCCGUGUGGACUCACACCAGUCGAACCUGUGGCGAGUGCCAAGUGAACGUGCCGCAAAUGAAGGACAACUUUGCGACAUGCCAGCACUACUGCGAGCGCCAGCCUGGUGCUCCCAAGUGCUUGGGUGCUGCCAUCGCUCAUCAUCCCAACUCCUGCGACGUCCAUACCCCUGCGGCCUGCGAUUACGAGUUCAAGAAGGAAGAGGACGGCAUUUGUAAGUGCAGUGUGGUAAAGCCACCCCACGAGCGGGUCCAGAAACUGUAUGCGCAGUGUGGCGGCAAGAACUGGAAGGGUUACGUGCAAUGCCAGGUUGGUGCUAUCUGCAAUGUUGUGAACGACUGGUACUCGCAAUGCCAGCCAUCCUUGAGUGCCAAGCCAGGGGUGAAAAUCAAUCCAUUCGGGGCCGAUUCCGAGACAGUGCUUGGUGUGGACGAAGAGGAAGUGGCGGCUUCAAUGGCUGCCGGAGCAGGUGCAGCCAUCGAGACGCCCAAGGCAGCUCCAACCGUGGUGGUGACGCCCAAGGCGGCUCCAAGCGUGGUGGUGUCACCGGUUGUGGCACCCGUUGUGGCGGCACCCAUUGUGGCACCACCGAAGCCCAAGGCGGUACCGGUUGUGGCACCACCGACGCCCAAGGCGGCAGUGCUGACGACUCCGUCUCUGGAUAUGUUGGCAGCGGAAGGAGACAUUGUACUCACAACUGCAGCGCUGCCAGAAGUGACGACACCCAAACCAGUGGCUUUGCCGAAGCUGACGACUCCCGAACCACCCAAGCCAGUGGCUUUGCCAGAGUUGACUACGCCCGAGCCUCCCACACCGGUCAGUGUUGCAACACCGGAGACAUCUAUGAUCCCUGCAGUCGCUGCUGCGGAGGAAGCAAAAGCAGGCUACAUCGCCGUCACUCCUGGCCCAUCUGAGCCUGCUGUGCCGACAGAGGCUGCCGCCACCGUGGCUCCUGCCGCCACCGAGGCUCCUGCCGCCACUGUGGCUCCUGUGGCUGCAGUGGCUGCCACCACGGUGGCUCCUGUUGCGGCCACUUUGCCUCCUUUGUCCACGGUGGCCCCUUUGGCUCCGGUUGCCAUCCGUGCCAAGGACGCCACUGACCAGUCAUCAGCCAUUGCUGAGACUACGGACACCGAAGCAAGCACAACAAAGAUGCCACACUCCGUUCAGGCAGGCCUCAAUGCUGCGGCAUUGAAAAGAGACGACCACGGCAGCGUGGCGGAGCAGGCCGUGUCUGCCGCGGCGACUGCCGGCGCCUACGAGGUGGCCAACUAUGGCUCAUCGCAGGAGAAGGCGCAGGAAAAGGCACUGCAGGCAGCUGUCAGCGUGUUCGAGGAUGUGGGAGGCCUUCCCGACGCCCAGGCAACUGUGGAGGGCGAGAAGGCACUCAAGCCUUGGCCCAAGAACCCCACAGUGCCGGAAGAAGGUCCCGAUCUCCUGCAGCGUCACGGCUUUGCGGACUGCUGGGAGCCUUGCGGCAAGAAGGCAGGCUACUGCUCCGAUUUCUGCGGAAGAGGAAACGCAUGCUGUCGGAAGACAGGCGAUAUCGUCGUCCCGACGGAGUGCAUGAAUGUUUACAGCUUCUACACGCCGCACUACGAAUGCAUCAAGCCAACGGCCAUCUACAUGCCGACCCAAAUCAAGGCCAAGGAAACUGCGGCCAACAGCACAGAGGUCGUCGUGGAGGGAGAGGUCGUUGUGGAGGAUGCCUCGGCAGUGGCACAGCCAGACGACAACUUCACCACCGGGCAGUGGGUGUUGAUUGCAGCAACCAUUCUGGCCCUGCUCUGCGCCGGCGUCGUCUGCUGGACUUUGUCGGAGGGCAACAAGCGAUCGGUCCCACUCAAAAUGACGCGCUCGGUGGAGGUCGCCUCUCCGACCUCGACUGGUGCAGACCUGGAGCUUCAGGCUCCUCUGACGGCUGGAGCAGCUCUGGGUGCCGUUGCCGCACACGUCGUCUCGGCUGCGCCAAUGGUCACGCAGCAGUAUCGCUUCCUGCCGGGGGGUACCUCACAAGGUUACCAGGCAGCUCCGAUGGAUGAUGGACUCGCUGGAGCUGUUUACUACCCCUCCACGCAAGUAGCCUAUGCCCCGCUUGUCGCUACCGUCGCUACCUCGACUCCAGUGCCCAUGGAACCGAUGAUGGCGGCUGGAAGUUCAGCGGUCCAGGGGCCACCAACACAAUGUCCUGCCUGUGGCAACAUUUACGCUAUCGACAGCGUGUUCUGCCGCAAGUGCGGAAUGAAGCGGCCAGAACACUGA
Messenger RNA from Symbiodinium necroappetens, 8088 nucleotides. Lineage: Eukaryota; Dinophyceae; Suessiales; Symbiodiniaceae. The record is from the annotation of a GenBank genome assembly.